Messenger RNA from Asterias rubens (European starfish), 452 nucleotides. RefSeq lists its product as uncharacterized. NCBI's taxonomy places the organism in Eukaryota, Metazoa, Echinodermata, Asteroidea, Forcipulatida, Asteriidae. The record is from RefSeq and is a predicted model, not a curated record. Bases 42 to 452 code for a protein of 136 amino acids. The transcript is spliced from 3 exons.
UUUCUCUUCAUAUCCAGAUCCACGCAGAUAAUCGUCAUUCUAUGUUACCAGUGACCAGGAUACCAGCUGUCCUGGUUCUCUCCUUGUUCUCAUUGGCCCAUAUUCAUGCUCGACAUACUACGAUACACCCAGGUGUUCAAGGCUUGUCGGAUACCAAGACGUCGUACAAAUACAUUGAUAAGUUAAGUCUAUCAAAUGACAAUAGACGAGAGUUUCAGGAGAUACUGCUGGACGCCGGCGCCCAGCAUGAAAAGCUGCUAGCAGAGUGCCAGGCAGAGACAUACAGACCAUUGACCAUCGAUGAAAGGAUUUCCGAGGCCCAAGUUCUACUUCUGACCAAUCUGCCUGCUGCGGCCACGUUACUUAAAGAUACGCUUAGCUUCCCAGAAAUAUCUACUGAGCAGGUAAGUUUAAAGGCACUGGAGGUGUCCAGACGGACAUGCAACAGAUAG